Messenger RNA from Argentina anserina (silverweed cinquefoil), 1878 nucleotides. Its product is annotated as low affinity inorganic phosphate transporter 4-like. Gene Ontology annotation, molecular function: phosphate transmembrane transporter activity. NCBI's taxonomy places the organism in Eukaryota, Viridiplantae, Streptophyta, Magnoliopsida, Rosales, Rosaceae. The record is from RefSeq and is a predicted model, not a curated record. Gene Ontology annotation, biological process: phosphate ion transport; transmembrane transport. The coding region runs from base 40 to 1602 and encodes 520 amino acids. The transcript has a single exon. Gene Ontology annotation, cellular component: membrane.
CUGUACAGAACUUACAAGAGUCGUAAGGCAGUAAGCAAGAUGGCUAUAGCUGUACUGGCUGCUCUGGACAAUGCUCGAACGCAAUGGUAUCACAUGACAGCCAUUGUCAUAGCCGGCAUGGGUUUCUUUACCGAUGCCUAUGACCUCUUCUGUAUCUCCACCGUUUCGAAGCUCCUCGGCCGGCUUUACUACUACGACCCCAAAACGAAAGCCCCCGGAAAGCUUCCCCAAGAUAUCAACAACUUGGUCGUCGGUGUAGCUCUAGUCGGUACCUUAUCCGGCCAACUAUUCUUCGGCUAUCUUGGUGACAAGCUUGGCCGCAAAAGAGUUUAUGGCGUAACUCUGAUCAUGAUGGCUAUCUGCGCCAUUGGCUCCGGCCUCUCCUUCGGAUCAUCCCCAAGCGCGGUAAUGACAACUCUUUGCUUCUUUAGAUUUUGGCUGGGAUUCGGCGUUGGCGGAGACUAUCCCCUCUCUGCAACAAUCAUGUCCGAAUACGCUAACAAAACAACACGCGGUGCUUUCAUAGCGGCGGUGUUUGCCAUGCAAGGAGUCGGCAUCAUCUUUGCCGGUUUGGUUUCCAUGACACUCUCAGCAAUCUUCCUCAGUUUUUAUCCAGCACCAGCAUUCAAUGCAGACCCUAAAGACUAUUCCAACGUGUUAUCCACGCAGCCGGAGGCCGACUUCUUGUGGAGAAUUGUCCUCAUGCUUGGGGCUCUGCCAGCCAUUGUGACAUUCUACUGGCGGAUGAAAAUGCCCGAAACAGCACGCUACACGGCCCUGAUCGAAGGAAAUGCUAAGCAAGCUGCGAGCGACAUGUGUCAUGUUCUAGACAUCGAAAUCCAAGCGGAGCAGGACAAGGUGGCGCAGUUCAAGGCGGCAAAUGAGUACAAAUUGUUCUCCGGAGAGUUCUUUAGGCGGCACGGGAAACAUCUAAUCGGAACAAUGACGACUUGGUUCUUGUUGGACAUUGCGUUUUAUAGCCAAAACUUGACUCAAAAGGACAUAUUCCCGGUGAUGGGUCUCACUGACAAACCUCAAAAUAUCAAUGCUCUCAUGGAAGUGUUCCAAACCUCUAGGGCAAUGUUUGUGGUUGCAUUACUAGGGACGUUCCCUGGUUACUGGUUCACCGUAGCUUUCAUAGAAAAGCUUGGACGAUACAAGAUCCAACUCGUCGGAUUCUUCAUGAUGUCUGUGUUCAUGUUAAUCAUUGGGCUGAAAUACGAGUGGGUAAAGGCUCACCCAGCGGUGUUUGCAACUCUCUAUGGUCUGACAUUUUUCUUCGCCAACUUUGGUCCGAACAGCACCACUUUUGUACUUCCGGCAGAGCUAUUUCCGACGCGGGUGAGGUCCACGUGCCAUGCGAUAAGUGCAGCGUCCGGCAAGGCGGGUGCCUUGGUCGGUGCAUUUGGUAUACAAAACUUAACUUUGGAUGGUAAAUCCAAGUCGAUUCGAAAGGCUAUGUUGAUUUUGGCGUUUACCAACAUGUUAGGGUUUUGUUUCACGUUCAUGGUCACCGAGACCAAAGGGCGGUCUUUGGAGGAGAUCUCCGGCGAAGAUGGUGGCAAUGGCGGCAAACGUGAAUCUCAGAUGACGGAGGAUUGAGAAGGCCCGAAAAAUAUUUUCAUAAACUUUGGUAGUCAAAUAAAUGAGAUAUGAUUGGCAAAAGAGAGACACGCCUAUGUCGACGAAAUGAAUAAUAAGAGCUGCAAGGUUGUCAUUAGUUUGAAGUUCAACCACGUAGUGACGAAGUUUGUAUAUUGGCUUCAUUGUCCAUUUUCAACUGUUUCUUUAAUUUCUUCAGGUUUUAGAUACGAGGGUGAAGAUGUAUGUAUUAUGUAAUGUUUGCUUUAAAUUGAAAAUUGAAUAAUCUUAUUUUAC